Molecule: messenger RNA, 1913 nt
Organism: Rhinichthys klamathensis goyatoka
Lineage: Eukaryota; Metazoa; Chordata; Actinopteri; Cypriniformes; Leuciscidae
Product: solute carrier family 22 member 13
Exons: 10
Coding region: 204-1841 (545 amino acids)
Biological process (GO): transmembrane transport
Cellular component (GO): membrane
Molecular function (GO): transmembrane transporter activity
Source: RefSeq, a predicted model, not a curated record
UAGAUUACCAACAACAAUGGCACGUGCUGCGUAAACAUAUGCUAUUGAUUUCUGCGCGCGUUCCUCAGGAUAGAAAAUACAUAAUGCUUUUUAAUUUAGCUGUUUUUAUAGACGUUACGAUCUUCACUGUACUCUUGAUCACUGUGUUUUGAUGGGGGUGUGAAGGCUCAUCUCCCUCAAGACUUAUUUUUUCAAGCUCGAGAAUGAAUUUCGACCAGUUGCUGGUCACAGUCGGUGGCUUUGGGAGAUACCAGAAGCUUUUGUAUGUGUGGAUAUGUUUACCGCAGAUCUUUCUCGCAUUCCACAUGAUGGCGAGCGUCUUCACAGGCGCGACGCCACCCCACUAUUGUCGGGGUUCGAGGAUGGACGAGGACUGGUCGCUUACCGCCUUCAACCUUUCAAAUGUGAACAUGAGCAUCUCUCUUCUGCCGGGGCACGCGGACUCGUGCACGGUAGUUUCAGGAGAGAACCGUAGUGCACGCUCCAGUUGUGAGAGAGGAUGGGUGUACAACCAUGAGAUCUUCCACAGCACCACUGUCAGUGAGUGGGAUCUGGUGUGUGAGAAGGCAGGUCUGAACAGUCUGAGCUCAUCUGUCUAUAUGCUGGGGCUGCUGGUAGGAGCUGUAGUGUUUGGAGCGAUGGCAGACAGGUAUGGGAGGAGGUUUGCCAUGCUCUUGUCUUUAGCGCUUCAGACAGUGUUUGGUGUGGCCGCUGCCUUCGCUCCAAACUUUCCCGUUUAUGUCACCCUGCGCUUCAUCAUAGGAAUUACAGUGUCGGGUGUGAUAAUCAAUGCAUUUGUGCUAGGCACAGAGUGGACCUGCACACAGAGACGGAUGCUGGCCGGCAUCUUCACCGACUACUUCUUCGGCUUUGGCUACAUGCUGCUGGCGGGUGUAGCCUAUCUCAUCAGAGACUGGAGGAAGCUGCAGCUUGCCAUCUCUGCACCAGGCUUUCUCUUCAUAUUCUAUAUCUGGGUUCUUCCACAUUCAGCCCGUUGGCUGCUGGUGAAUAACCGAAAGGAAGAGGCGAUCGAUCUCCUGCGUAAGGCGGCUGCGGUCAAUGGCCGCACCUUACCUCCCUCUGUUCAGGUGGAGCAAUACGAGGGCCCGCAGGGACGCAGUCAGUAUACAGCUGUCGAUCUGCUCCGAACUCCCCAGAUGAGGAGGAGAACGCUCAUACUCUUCUACAUCUGGUUUGUUAAUGUGUUGGUGUAUUAUGGUCUGUCUCUGGGUGUGUCUGACCUUGGAUCAGACCUUUACUUCACUCAGUUCAUGUUUGGAUUGGUGGAAAUUCCCGCAAGGUCACUGGUGUUGGUUCUCCUGCCCUGCAGUCGACGAAUCCCGCUGAGUGUGUUCCUGGCUGUGGGAGGCGGCGCAUGUCUGCUUACCCUCACUGUCCCAGCAGACAGUGCUCAUAUCCGAACUGGUUUGGCCAUGGUGGGGAAAUUUGGAAUUACAGCGUCUUUUGCCAUCAUCUAUAUUUAUUCUGCAGAACUUUUUCCAACUGUUCUCAGGCAAACAGGUAUUGGUGUUUCCUCGAUGUUCGCACGGAUGGGUGGAGUUUUAGCGCCACUAAUAAACCUGCUUGGACGCCACACACCUGUUGUGCCAAUGGUGAUAUUUGGCACCACCCCUCUGCUUGCUGCAGUGUUUGCCCUAGCACUGCCUGAGACUGCCAAUCAACCACUACCAGACAGCAUUUAUGAUACAGAGAAUUUCUUCUCUUUUUCCUCCUUUAGAUCUACUCUGAAAUAUGACAGACAAAUUCCUGUCCACACCAGCCAAUCACCAAGCAGCACAGAAGGACAGGAACUGCAGAGUUUAGCAGAUGAGUCCAGAUAGGCAUGAUACAUGAUCACACACAAACUCUAUGCAGAAUCUCUUUGUAUUGUGUUUUUCAUUAUCAGUCACGCU